Leucoraja erinaceus (little skate) is the source of this 4423-nucleotide messenger RNA. Its product is annotated as vomeronasal type-1 receptor 51-like. Gene Ontology annotation, cellular component: membrane. Bases 145 to 1116 code for a protein of 323 amino acids. Gene Ontology annotation, molecular function: pheromone receptor activity. Gene Ontology annotation, biological process: G protein-coupled receptor signaling pathway. The record is from RefSeq and is a predicted model, not a curated record. The transcript has a single exon. Lineage: Eukaryota; Metazoa; Chordata; Chondrichthyes; Rajiformes; Rajidae.
CAGGUUGACUGUUUCUAUGGCAAUGCGGCGAAGAGAGUGUUCCUCCGUCAUUUAGCCACGGGAUAUAAAGUAACCUGGAAACACGGACUGGAACAAAAAAAAGAGGAAGGUUUUGUUUGUGUCUCCGAAGGAGGAAAGCCAACGAUGUUAGAAGGGGAACAGAUCCCUUUCAUGGUGGUGUUUGUGGCGACGAUUUUACUGGGCACGACGGGGAAUGUCAUCGUGCUUUUCGCCUUCAUCAGCAACGCGGUGAAACACCGGCGUUUCCCGCCGCUCGACAGGGUGAUCGUCAACCAGACCUUCGUCAACCUGUUGCUCUGCUUCUACCAGGGCAUCCCGCGAGUGCUGAUGUUCUACGGGGUGGAACUUUUCGAGGAGACGUGCUGCAUUAUCCUGGUCUACCUCAGCUCCUCGCUCAGGUCCAUCAGCAUCUGGACGGUCUCCAACCUCAGUUUCCUCCACUUGAUCAAGAUCAACCGGCCGCGCUGCGCCCUGGCCAGUUACAUCAGCAGCCACCAGAGCAGCUAUGUCAACGUGACCAUCAGCGCCCUGUGGCUCACCAGCUUCAUCUUCUACGUCCCCUACACCCUUGACAAGAUCAUCCACAUGUCGCAGGAGAACGAGUCCAACCCGGUGAAGUACAUGCCCAGCUCCAGUUGCAAUGGCCUGUCCACCAGCUCCGCUUCUGAUAUAGUCACCUACAUCUCGGUCAGCCUGGAUAUCAUCGCCAUCCUCUGGGUGGUGGUUCUGAACGGGCUGAUCAUCCAGCUUCUGUGCAAACACCAACGGCGAGUGGCGGCAGCGGGCCAGGGAUCAAAUUCCGCCAACAAGACCCCAUUCCAGGCCACCCGCAUCCUCGUCUCCUUGCUCUGCAUCUACGUGGCUUGCUGGAUCUCCAACGAUAUCGUCUGGAUUAUGUUGAUCGCGAAAAUAGCGCCCGGACAAGAUCGGAACCAGACACUAAAAUACACUUCCAGUUUCCUCUCCUCUCUCUACUACUCCGCCAGCUCAUACGUCCUGGUUUUUGGCCACAGGAACGUUAAAGAUGUGUUCAACCCUGUCUGCAAACUCUUGAAACAGAGGAAGACCACGCAGUUUCAAGAUGUGGAAAUAUAGUAUACUGUUUUGGCGUUUAAAAUAAAAUAGCAAAAUAACGAGGCAAUAGAAUGUUAACACCAUCUGACUGGAUAAGCAUGGAUAUCAAUAUAUCACCGGCAUUGAAUCACUAAUAGACUAAUAGAAAUGGUCAUUUGUAAUUUCACAGUAGAAAGGUAGAAUAACAUUAGGACAGAUUGAUACAGAACAGAAGGUGUGCAUUGGGUUAUGUGGGUUGGUGUAUUUACCCCAUUAAUCCCAUCAGGAGCAGAAGGCCAUCAGGAUGGUUUGUAGGUAGGAACUCAGUCUGAGCCACUGGAGGCCUGGCCAGUGCUCAUGCAACCAGGGUACUGAGGCCUCCUGGACUUUGGGAACUCCCUGGUCACCACACCUGGGUGGUGAGUCUAUGGAAUUAAUUGUCACAGAAGGCAGUGGAGGCCAAGUCAAUAGAUAUUUUUUAUGGCAGAGAUAGAUAGAUUCUUGAUUAGUAAGGUUGUCAGUGGUUAUGGGGAGAAGGCAGGAGAAUGGGCUUGAGAGGGAAAGAUAGAUCAGCCAUGAUUGAUCAGAAUGGUGGUGUAGGCUUGAUGGGCCGAAUGGCCUAAUUCUGCUCCUAUCACAUAAACUUAUGAAAUCAUGCAGAAGGUGAACACAAGGUGCAGGCUGGGUUAAACCUGAUCCAAUCCAGUACUCAGCUGAGGCUCAACAGAAGUUUGUAAAGAUUCUGCAUUACUUUUAUUGUUUAUAUUCUCAAUACUUUUGUUAAUAAAGCCAAGAUUUCAUUUAUUUUUAACAUAAACUUCUCAAUCUGUUCGGUCACCUUUAGCAACAUUGUAGAUAUCAUCUCUGUUGCUGAAUCCCUUUAAAAUGCUCAGAUUGCUCACCUCAUUAUUCUCAUGAAAAUGUAUCAUAUUAAGUUUCAUCCACCAUGUGAAUGCCCAUUUGACAUCCUCCUGAAGUCUGUCACUGCUUACCUUACUACUUACUUCAUUCCUAGCUUUCGUGCCUGGAAACGUUGUCACCCUUAUGGUAUACCAUUAACACUACUUUCUGAAAAAGACCCGAUGAAUUAAUUAAAAUAUAUUUUAUUGGGUUAUGGUAAUUGUUAAACUGUCAAUUUUAUGUUACUGCAAAAGAUGGUACCGAGCUAUGAAAGAUAUAUUUGUAAUAGAUGGACUGCAGCGAAGGUACACCAGAUUGAUUCUGAACCAUUCAUCGAGGAUAACAUUUACACAAUAACCUGAUUUUGCAGUUCAUGUUUUCCAACCAGACUCAAAGGCUAGAAGACUGAAGUGGGAGCCUGAUAGAAUUAUGCUUUGUAAAUCGGAAAUUCUGGUUAUGCGUGAGACCCCCUCGACAUUCUCCUCCAUCAGCCCCCAUCUACAUGCAUGCACACACCCACACACCCAUCUGGUGGCACAAUAUAAGCCUUCCGUGACCAAUAAGUAGUUCAGGGAUUGAAUUGUUAAGGAGCCCAGGCCAGGAAUAUUAUUGUUUAAAUUACGGGUUGCCUUUGUUUUAUCAUUUAAUUUUCAAUAGUUGUGAUUAUUUAAGAGUGACCGUGCUUGUUUAAUAACUCUGAGACACCCCAUUGCUCCUUCUUUUCCAAUUACUGUUGAAUUCACUGCCUUCUUAUUGUUCAUUUAAAAAAAAAGUUAGCAUGACAUUUACAAGGCUGUUGCCAGGAUUUGCGGGCCUGAGCUAUAGGGAGAGGCUAGGCAGGCUAUACUUUAUUCCUUGGAGCACAGGAGGCUGAGGGGUGGUCUUUUUAAGGUGUAUAAGAUAAUGAGGGGAAUAGAUUGGGUAAAUGCACAGUCUUUUACCCAGAGUAGGGGAAUCAAGAACCAGAGAUCAUAGGUUUGAGGUGAGAGUGAAAGAUUUAAUAAGAACCUGAGGGGCAACCUUUUCCCACAGAGGGUGAUGGGUAUAUGGAACGAGCUGCCAGAGGAGACAACAUUUAUAAGAUAUUUGACAGGUAUAUGGAGAGGAAAGGUUUAGAGGGAUAUGGGCCAAAUGCAAGCAGGUGGGACCAGUGUAGAUGGGGGCAUCUUGGUCGGCAUGGGCAGGUUGGGCUGAAGGGCCCGUUUCUGUACUGUAUGAUUCUAUGACAUUACUUACGUGUAUAUAAAACAGCCAUUAUGUACUUGCUGCUUUUUUGUUAUUUUUCUCUGUUGAUGUCCAUGUACUGAUAUACCGUUUUUUUUUCCUGUUAUAAUUCUCCAAAUUAUGGAAAUGUAGUUGGUGAUCUACCAUUGAAAAUUGUGCUACAUCUGAAAGAUACAGUUUCUCGUUAGUUUAAAAUGUAUCCAAUUUUUAGAGACUUAAUUUCAUGCUUAAUAAGGCACAUUAGUUUAAAAUUCAUUGAUCUAUUGUCUUUGUGGAAUUAUGUAAGGAUCUCUGGGAUUAUAAAUAAGAGACACCAGAGACUGGAAACUUUGAGGGAGAAAAAUACUGAUGGGGGUAUACUCAGCGGGUCAAGGGCCUGUCCCACUUUCUCGACCUUAUUCACGACCUCUGCCGAGUUUGCCCUUGACUCAUACUCGCAGCAUGGUCGUCACGAGGUCGUAGGAAGUCAUAGGAGGUCGUAGGUAGGUCGUAGCAGGCCGUGAUGCUUGUCGUAGGUACUCAUGGCAUCAAGUAGGUCGGGGUGUUUUUUCUAGCCUGAUGAAAAAUGUCCACGAGUAAAAAAGGUCGUGAAUUAGGUCAUGAAAGUGGGACAGGCCCUUCAGGCAGCUUCUGUAGCGGGAAAUGGACAGAUGACACUUCGGGCCAUUACCUUCUCCAAACUGCCUGAAGGAGGAUCCCACUCAAAAAGUCUUCUGUCCAUUUCCCUCCACACAUGCUGCUUGACUUGCUGAAUUCUUCCAGCAGUUUAUUUUUUUGCACUGGAAUUAGAUAAUUGCACAAGGACUGCGGUCAGCUUUUAAAUGGAAAUAUUUAUUUUGCACAAUUUUUCAUCAUAACACUCUGAUUUUAAUGCUUUAGACUUAGAAAUUAUAUUGUAGAAUUACAUUGUACAAUUACUUUACCUUGGUUUUUUUGACAGGGUGAGAUUUGUUUGAAAUGUACACAGGUACUGUAAAACCCGACAAAUCUUCACUGUACCUGUCAAACUAUAUUCACGUUCAUUCAUGUAAAAAUAACCUUAUUAGCCAUUGGAUCAAAUCCUCAGUUGUUGGUUUUUUAUGCCGACUACAGUGAUAUUGUUACAGUGCAGAACCUGUUUUUUACAUAUUCAAUUCUGUCAAAUGGUAUUACAAAACGAUUGUUGAUAUGAGAUGAAUGCAACAGAAAACCUUUUACACAUUUUUAAGGCAAUAAAAAUGUAUCU